CAGGGUGCCAUGUCUGAGGCCAAGAAGACGCCCAAGUUCCUCAAGGCUGGCAAGGUUGUGCUGCUGCUGAAUGGUCGUAUGGCCGGCAAGAAGGCGGUCAUCGUCAAGACCUUUGACGACGGCACUGCUGACCGGCCGUACGGCCACUGCCUGGUCGCGGGCAUCAUGAAGUACCCCCUCAAGGUCACCAAGAAGAUGUCGGAGAAGAAGAGGACGAAGCGCUCGCGGAUCAAGCCCUUCAUCAAGAGCGUCAACUACAACCACGUGAUGCCGACCCGGUACACGAUGGACGUCGACUUGAAGUCGGUCGUCACGGCGGACAUUGUGGGCAGCAGCAACCCGACUGCUAGGCAGUCGUGCCGCAAGGAGGUGAAAAAGUCGCUGGAGGAGAAGUACGCCGCCUCGCUCGCGUCAGGCAAGAACAAGUGGUUCUUCCAGAAGCUGCGCUUCUGAGCCUUUUGCGAUAUGCAGCGCGUGUGUUGUUUUAGCGCGGCGCCGCGGCAUCACACCCAGACCCCCCUCCUUGUGACUCCUGAUGUGUCUUACAACCACAUUAUGUACGUAAUGGGGACUAAACUUAAUUACAAUAGCACCGCGCUGCGACCGCGCGCGACUCAAGUCUCAAGGCCACUCGCACUCCACGUGCACGAUCUCUCCGACUCCGUCUCGCUCUCGGACCCGCCCGCCCCCUCGCGCGCGCUCUCUGACGGUCUCGCGGAGCUCUCGGGGCCCAACCGAUGUGCACACACUUCAGUGCGCGGCCGUGAUAAAUGGGACAGCCGGCGCGGCGCGCAAAGCGUACGUGCCGCCGAGACGGAUGUAGCCUGAGUCCCACAUAUGUCCGCACACUGAACGUCACCCCGUACAGUCUGUUGCGAGGGUGCACACUGUCCGCGCGGCCCAGGUGCGGGAAUUCAGGUUAUUGCAGAGGCUUGAGGCGCCUCGCCACCACAGAGAGCGGAGUCGGCGGCAUUGCCGAGAUGUAGGGCGGCCCAGCGGCCCGGCUCCGCACCUCCUCGCACCUGCGCAGCUGCGUCCGCAACGGCGGCGCGCGCUCCACGCCCUCCCAACGGCGGGAGAGCGGCGUGACCGCCCAUACUGCGUAGCUGCAGUCGCUGUACUGUACGCGCACCGCCGCCGACAGAUCGCCAUCGCCCGCCGCGCGUGAGAGACGUCGGACUAUGGCCGGCGCCGUCAAUGGUGGUGCCCACGCCAGUGGCGCGCCCACUAGAUCCCGCCGCGCUGCGAGCCGUGCAAGGAGAAGGAGCGCGCUGAGCGCAGUGGCGAGAAGCUGCGGGAAGACCGGCAAACGCAGAGCGCGCUGCCCGCCGCGGCUGCUCAUCGCCGGCGCUUGCAAACGAGCACUACAGC
Messenger RNA from Emiliania huxleyi CCMP1516, 1371 nucleotides. RefSeq lists its product as hypothetical. Bases 10 to 453 code for a protein of 147 amino acids. The transcript has 3 exons. Gene Ontology annotation, biological process: translation. Gene Ontology annotation, cellular component: ribosome; cytosolic large ribosomal subunit. The record is from RefSeq and is a predicted model, not a curated record. Gene Ontology annotation, molecular function: structural constituent of ribosome. NCBI's taxonomy places the organism in Eukaryota, Haptophyta, Isochrysidales, Noelaerhabdaceae.